Molecule: messenger RNA, 1032 nt
Organism: Arvicanthis niloticus (Nile rat)
Lineage: Eukaryota; Metazoa; Chordata; Mammalia; Rodentia; Muridae
Source: RefSeq, a predicted model, not a curated record
GUGAGUUUCGAAGAUGUGCAUGUGAACUUCACUGCUGAAGAGUGGAAUUUGCUGGAUCUUUCCCAGAAGAAUCUCUACAAAGAUGUGAUGCUUGAGACCUACUGGAACCUCACUGCUAUUGGAUAUAAUUUGGAAGGCCAUCAUACUGAAGAACAAUGUCAAACGUCUAGAAGUCAUGAAAGGCAUGAAAGAAGUCAUACUGGACAGAAACCACAUGAAUGUAAUCAAUGUGGUAAAGCCUUUUCAUGUCACAGUCAUCUCCAAUCUCAUAAAAGAACACAUACUGGAGAGAAUCCUUAUAAAUGUAAUCAAUGUGGUAAAACCUUUUCACACCACAGUGGUCUCAAAUAUCAUAAAAAAACACAUACUGGAGAGAAACCUUAUGAAUGUAAUCAAUGUAGUAAAGCCUUUUCAAGACACAGCAAUCUCCAAAUACAUAAAAGAACACAUACUGGAGAGAAACCUUAUGAAUGUAAUCAAUGUGGUAAGGGCUUUACACAACAAAGUAAUCUCCAAAUCCAUAAAAGAACACAUACUGGAGAAAAACCUUAUGAAUGUAAUCAAUGUGGUAAAGCCUUUUCAUUUCACAGUAAUCUCCAAAGACAUAAAAUAACACAUACUGGAGAGAAACCUUAUGAAUGUAAUCAAUGUGGUAAAGGCUUUACACAACAAAGUAAUCUCCAAAUCCAUAAAAGAACACAUACUGGAGAAAAACCUUAUGAAUGUAAUCAAUGUGGUAAAGCCUUUUCAUGUCACAAUAAUCUCCAAUCUCAUAAAAGAACACAUACUGGAGAGAAACCUUAUGAAUGUAAUCAAUGUGGUAAAGCGUUUUCAUGUAACAGUAGUCUCCAAUAUCAUAAAAGAACACAUACUGGAGAGAAACCUUAUGAAUGUAAUCAAUGUGGUAAAGCCUUUUCAUGGCACACUCAUCUCCAAUAUCAUAAAAAAACACAUUCUGGAGAGAAGCCUCAUGAAUGUAAUCAAUGUGGUAAAGCCUUUUCAUGUCACAGUCAUCUCCAAUGUCAUAAAAGA